CGACACGUUGCCGGAAAGAACCAAACAACGAGCGCUCUUUACUGUCUUACAAGAGCCUGCACGAUGGCGACUGAACAAAGCAGAGAAGAUGAAUUAGCGGCCGAAGCCGAAGAAUUGGACGGCUACUUUAGCGAUACGCCACUCGAUCCGCAACCGGAUUACCCACAGUUACGGGAAUCCUUCGAAUCGGCCGUGAUCAUCACCAAUUUGCCCAAAGUCGGAGAGUCCAAGAUGGAUAAACUGACCAAAGUCGUCAUGAAGCUCGUAUCCCGCAUUGGCACGCUGGUAGAAAAUCCGGAGACGGGCUUCACCGGCGUUUUGAUGCCGCACGACAAAGACAACGACACUACCAUGGGGUUUUGCUUCGCUGAGUAUACUACCAAGGAAGAAGCCAAAAACGCAGUGGAAGUCUUGCAGGGUUACAAGUUUGACAAAAAUCAUUCCUUGUCCGUCACGUUGUACGCUCGCGCGGAACAAUUGAAAGAUUUGGACGUGAAAGAGUUCCAGGAACCGCAACCUACUCCUUUUCAAGAAAAACCCAACGCCAUGUCCUGGCUCGAAGAUCCUAACCAACGUGACUCUUUCGUUAUUCGACACGGCAAGGAGACCGUUGUCAACUGGUUUGAUGGUAGGAACGAUCCCAUACUCGACUACGAUGGUGCUCGCGAGAAGGAAGCCGGAGUGCAGUGGUGCGAGUUUUACUGUCACUGGAGUCCAUGCGGAUCUUACCUAGCAACACUUGUCCCCGACCGUGGUGUCAUUCUUUGGAGCGGGGAAAACUACGAAAAGUCGGGACGAUUUGUCGCUCCGGGCGUCAAGCACAUUGUCUUUUCGCCGGAAGAAAAUUACAUCUUGACGAAUAACGAUGAUCCAACCGAUCCGGGGGCCAUUAAAGUUUACCAUAUUCCGACGGGCAAGUUGCUACGGACCUUUCCGCUCUUCCCCGACGGUGUAGCAACCGAUAUACCGCCACCUCCCUUUCUGUGGAGCCACGACGAUCAAUAUCUUGCUCGAAUGGGCGACGGUCUCAUUUCCAUCUUUGAAACGCCAGGCAUGCGAUUGCUCGACAAACGGAGUCUGGCAGCCGAAGGAAUUUGUGAAUUCCAGUGGAGUCCUAAAGCCAACGUUUUGGUCUACUGGGCCCCCGAAGCUGAGAAUUCUCCGGCACACGUGGAUGUUAUCGAAAUUCCGAGCCGAAAGAAACUUCGUCAAAAGAAUCUCUUCAAUGUUUCACGCUGCAACAUGGUCUGGCAGGAACAGGGCGAUUACUUAGCUGUCAAGGUUACUCGGCAUACUAAGAGUAAGAAAACUCUGUACAACAAUAUUGAGCUGUUUCGCUUGAACGAACCCGGCGUGCCAGUUGAAAUGCUCGAUACCAAAGACGCCGUCAUGGCCUUAUCCUUUGAACCGCGAGGUUCUCGUUUUGCCAUGAUUCAUGCCGAGAAUCCGAGUGCAUCCAAGGUAAACGUUUCGUUUUACGACAUGAUGAAACGAGAAAGCCAAUUUACGUACGUUCCGGAACUCAACAAGAUCGAAACUUUGGAGGGGAAGCAAUGCAACGUCAUCUUUUGGAGCCCGGCUGGUUCGAAUAUUAUUUUGGCGAGUCUCGGUGAUACUGCAUCUGGUACUCUUGAGUUCUACGACGUUGAUAGCAAGUCGCUAGUAGUGAAGGAACAUUAUCGAUCCAACCAGGUUAUUUGGGAUCCCGACGGUCGAAGUGUUGCUACUGUUGUGUCACAGCCAAUCGAAGGUGGACAUUUCAAAUUUGCUAUGGAUAACGGGUACAUUAUCUGGAGUUUUCAAGGGAAGCAGUUGUAUCAACAAUCGUUCGAGACAUUUUACCAAUUUCUAUGGCGUCCUCGCGAACGUCUUUUGUCCAAGCCAGAGAUUCGCAAAGUCAAGAAAAAUCUCAAAAAGUACGAAGAACAGUUUGAUAAGGCGGAUCGGGAACGACAGCGUGCUCUGUACUUGGAAGAGACCAAGGGAAAGCGUUCCGAACGCGCAAAGAUCCGUGAACUUCUCGCUCGAAACCGGGCUAUCCGACGAAAGCAGCGUGCCGAGUACAUUGCCCUGUUGGGAGGGUAUGACUCGGAGGACGACUCUCACUAUGUUAUCCGAGAUCUUACUAUUGAGACUGUGCUUAGUACGAAGGAGGAAGUCGUUACGUAGUAUAUUCUAGCUGUUCAAUUAUAAAAAGGC
This is a messenger RNA of Phaeodactylum tricornutum CCAP 1055/1, 2199 nucleotides long. RefSeq lists its product with no specific name. Gene Ontology annotation, cellular component: eukaryotic translation initiation factor 3 complex. The coding region runs from base 64 to 2169 and encodes 701 amino acids. The record is from RefSeq and is a predicted model, not a curated record. Gene Ontology annotation, biological process: translational initiation. The transcript is spliced from 3 exons. Gene Ontology annotation, molecular function: translation initiation factor binding; RNA binding; translation initiation factor activity. Lineage: Eukaryota; Bacillariophyta; Bacillariophyceae; Surirellales; Neidiaceae.